Rana temporaria (common frog) is the source of this 2575-nucleotide messenger RNA. Its product is annotated as alpha-1-syntrophin-like. NCBI's taxonomy places the organism in Eukaryota, Metazoa, Chordata, Amphibia, Anura, Ranidae. Bases 55 to 1491 code for a protein of 478 amino acids. Gene Ontology annotation, cellular component: intracellular anatomical structure; sarcolemma; neuromuscular junction. Gene Ontology annotation, molecular function: structural molecule activity; protein binding. The transcript has 8 exons. The record is from RefSeq and is a predicted model, not a curated record.
AGGUUUCCCUUCUGUCCCCCUCCUUCUAUCACUCCCUCUCCGGGCUCACCGACCAUGGCUUCCCCAGCCCGGACUGCCAGGAGCGGCUUGCUGGAGCUCAGGAGUCCCGGGGAGCGCUGGAGCCGGAUCCUUCUACUGCUGGGCGAGGAGACCCUCAGCUUCACCCCGGAGCCGGAGAGCGGGGCAGCCGAGGAGAAGGCGGUGAAUGGGGGGGAGCCGGCUGGAGGAGUCCCGGACUCUAUCGUCAACCUGCGGAGGACUGUCCGGGUGGUGAAGCAGGAGGCUGGAGGUCUGGGGGUCAGCAUCAAGGGCGGAAGAGAAAACAAGAUGCCUAUCCUCAUCUCCAAGAUUUUCAAGGGAUUGGCUGCGGACCUAACAGGUGCUCUUUAUGUGGGUGACGCCAUCUUGUCCGUUAAUGGGGCAGACUUAAGCGAAGCCACCCAUGAUGAUGCCGUGCAAGCUCUGAAGAAGACUGGCAAAGAGGUGGUGCUGGAAGUAAAGUACAUGAAGGAGAUAUCCCCCUUUUUUAAAGGCCCCAUCCCUGGUGGCCCAGGGAGCUGGGAUAAUAUACCACCUGUCCCACAGAAGAGAGGUUCCCCUGCUCUGCCCACUCGGGAUAUAAAGGAUGGAAAGAGUAUUCCACUAAAGAUGUGUUUUGUGUCCCGCACCUUCUUGCCUGCUGAUCCAGAGCCCAGAUAUCUUGAGAUUUGUUCUGCAGAUGGUAGAGAUGUUCUUUUCCUUCGAGCAAAGGAUGCCGGGACAGCCCAGUCAUGGUUCACUGCCAUUCACAGUAAUGUCAACGCUCUAAUACCAAGAGUCCGCGAAGAUAUUAAACAGAUCCUGGGCAAGGAGGUCAAACACAUGGGCUGGCUGACUGAACAGCUGACGCCAGAGGGACAGCGGAACUUACUGGCCAUUCUUACAGAAAAAGAUUUCCUAUUGUACAACAGCCUCCCGCACACCAGAGAGGGGUUCAGUAAACCAGCCGGAUGCCACCCGCUUAUUGCCACAAGGCUUGUACACUCUGGGCCCCCCAAGAGCUCACCGAUCUACGACACUGAGCUGGCCUUCGCUCUUCGCUCUGGCACACAGAAGGGGGUGGAAACUCAUUUGUUCAGCGUGGCAACGCCGAGAGAGCUGGCGGAGUGGACACGGGCAUUAGUAGACGGAUGCCACAAUGCAGCGGAGCUUAUACAAGAGGUGACAACAGCAUGUACAUGGGGCGGAAAGGAGUGUGCACUCUCUAUACACAUCGACAAAGGAUUCACACUCUUCACGGAGGAGCCUGGACUCAACAGAAUCGUUCACCUUCAUAAACCCUUCGAGAAACUCCGGAUGUCUUCUGAUGAUGGUGCCAGGAUGUUGUAUCUGGACUUUGGCAACCCCGAGGGUGAACUUCAACUGGAUCUUCACUCUUGUCCCAAAACCAUCGUCUUCAUCAUUCACUCGUUCUUGUCAGCCAAGGUGUCUCGCAUGGGUCUCUUACCGUAAGGAGGAGUUCCGGGGAAGUCCUACAGAGAACCAAAGUAGUUCCUGCACUAAUCCACUCAUAAAUGAAAAGAGCUUCUUGGGUUGCCUAAGCCAUCCUUGGAACAAUUGUCGGCACCGGAAUCGUUCCUGCCGCAGUUGUCGCUGUGUUAUACGAUACACUUUAACCCUGUGUUACCUGGUGCCAAUACCUUUCACAGCAACGUAGUGCCUUACAUGUAGUUUUAUGUAACGGUUUUCGAUGCACAGAUAUGAAGAGCGCAGGCACCUCACCGUUCCUGUUUGAUCAAGAAGGAGAUUUUCGGUGCCUUCAGCUGUUUUCUUCAAAUGUUGUAGAUAGAGCUGUAAAAUACAACACUGGGUCCUAAGCUGUAUUCUUAUUUCUACAUCUGACUUAAAAUGUUGUGCAUUAUAAUUAUAUAUAUAUAUUAUAUAUGUAUAUUCAUAAGAAGAAGUCAAAUAAGAUAUAUUUAGUUUUUAUUAGAGUUGAAAAAAAAUUCAUUGACAAGAUGGUGUCUGUUUUCAUUUUUUUCCACUGUGGUCAAGUGAGACGGUGAUGACAUGUCAGCUCUCCAUUGGCUGAAAAAUAUGUGUGUGCCCUUGUUGGUUACCCUCUUGUUUAAAGGGGAUCAUGCAACCGAUUUGAAUUGCAUUGUUACAAAUGGAUCUAGUUAUAAAAAAUUUGCAUUCGCACAGGUGUCAUGAAUAACCCCCAAAGGUUGCCUAAUAUGUUGAUUUCCAAUGAUCGUCGGCUCCAUCUAGUGGCCAUAAUGUAGUAUUUUUCUGAAAUACCUCAAUCAGGAAAGUCACGCAUUGUGGCCACAAGGUGGAGCUGAUGAUCAUAGGAAAUAAUGACAAUUGCUUGAGACAUUUGCACUGCAAAUUUUUUAUAAAUAGAUCCCAAAGUGUGCCAUGUUGAGGUGCUAGCUUCUGAUGGUGACACAUGGCUGCUUCAUGUGUUUAGAUCAAGGAUAUGCCAUAAAGACAGUCUGUUACAUUUUAAAUGUUUUUUUUUUUUUUUCACAAAUCAGUGUGAAGCUUUAAAAUUCUUUAAUAAACUUUUAAGCCAGAAAUGUCUGGAUUUGGA